Molecule: messenger RNA, 4638 nt
Organism: Frieseomelitta varia
Lineage: Eukaryota; Metazoa; Arthropoda; Insecta; Hymenoptera; Apidae
Gene: Glurb
Product: metabotropic glutamate receptor 4-like
Exons: 14
Coding region: 244-2559 (771 amino acids)
Biological process (GO): G protein-coupled receptor signaling pathway
Cellular component (GO): membrane
Molecular function (GO): adenylate cyclase inhibiting G protein-coupled glutamate receptor activity
Source: RefSeq, a predicted model, not a curated record
GCAGGAUCGAUAAGCAAUAUAGACGGCGCCGAGUACAACUGCAAUAAAACUGCAGUGCGAAAGGUCAUCAGCGGAGUCGUCGGAGCAGCAAGCUCGGUCACAUCCAUCCAAGUAGCGAACCUUCUCCGACUUUUUCGAAUACCGCAGGUCUCUUUCUUCUCUACCAGCCCGGAACUAUCCAACAAACAACGCUUCGAGUAUUUCACGCGCACCAUUCCGAGCGAUCACUAUCAAGUGAAAGCAAUGGUGGACAUCGUGCUGGACAUAGGAUGGAGUUACGUGUCCAUCAUAUACGAGGAGAGCAACUACGGGAUAAAGGCGUUCGAGGAGCUGGAGGAGCUGCUAGGAAAGAACAACAUAUGCAUCGCGAUUAAGGAGAAAUUGGUGAAGGAUUCCGGCGUUGCCGAGGAGACCGCUUACGACAAUAUCGUGUUGAAAUUGCUGACUAAACCGAGAGCACGAGGGUGCAUAAUAUUCGGCUCGGAUCAAGAAGUGGCCGGUGUGAUGAGAGCGGUUCGACGUUGCAACGCGACCGGCGCGUUCUCGUGGAUCGGGAGCGACGGGUGGAGCGCCAGAGGCUUGGUUAGUAAUGGCAACGAGCCGGAAGUGGAAGGUACCCUAUCAGUCCAACCUCAAGCCAAUCCUGUCAAGGGUUUCGAGGAAUACUUCCUGAAUCUGACCGUCGAGAACAACCGGAGGAAUCCGUGGUUCGUUGAAUUCUGGGAAGACCACUUUCAAUGUAGAUACCCGAACGCAUCCGUAACACCGUACAAUCAAAAGUACAAGAGACCGUGCACGACGAAAGAGCGCCUGACGAAACAGAACACGGUGUUCGAGGAUCAGCUGCAAUUCGUCUCCGACGCUGUCAUGGCCUUCGGCCACGCCUUUCGAGACAUGCACAAGGACCUCUGCGACGGUAAACCUGGACUCUGCGAAACGAUGAAACCCAACAAGGGUACGGAGCUGUUGCAGUACCUUCGAAAGGUGAAUUUUAAAGGUCUGAGCGGCGACAAGUUCGAGUUCGACCAGAACGGCGACGGCCCGGCGCGAUACAACAUCAUACACUUCAAACAAAUCAAGCCCGGCAAGUACAAGUGGGUGCGGGUCGGCGAGUACGUUAACGGUGAAUUAAAGUGGAAUAAGUCCGAAAUCCAAUUUAAACUUGGACAUCCUCAGCCGCCCGAAAGCGUGUGCUCUCUACCCUGCGAGGUCGGCCAGGCAAAGAAAUACGUCGAGGGUGAGAAAUGCUGUUGGCACUGCUUCAACUGCACUCAAUAUCAGAUACGACAUCCGAGGGACGAGACCCAAUGUAUACCCUGUCGUCAAGGAACGGUGCCAGACGACACGCAUUCUGCUUGUCGUGACAUCCCCGAGGAGUUCCUGCGUCCGGAGAGCGGAUGGGCGAUAGGGGCAAUGGCUUUCUCUGCCACGGGGAUUCUGAUAACGCUGUUCGUCUGCGGCGUGUUUCUGAAGCACAACGACACGCCGGUAGUUCGCGCGUCUGGUCGCGAGCUAUCGUACGUGCUGCUGUCUGGGAUUCUGCUCUGUUACCUCGUCACUUUCGCCCUCGUUCUCAGACCGACGGACAUUGUUUGCGGCAUUCAAAGGUUCACCGCAGGCUUCUGUUUCACCGUGGUUUACGCGGCGCUGCUAACCAAGACGAAUCGAAUAUCGAGGAUCUUCAACGCGAGCAAGCACAGCGCCAAGAGACCCUCCUUCAUAUCUCCGCGAUCGCAGCUAAUCAUCUGCUUCGGUUUGGUGUUCGUGCAAAUUUUAAUCAACGGCGUCUGGAUGAUAAUCGACCCGGCCAGGGCGAUGUACCACUAUCCAACCCGUGAGGACAACUUGCUCGUUUGCAACAGUUACAUCGACGCCAGUUACAUGAUCGCCUUUGCCUACCCCAUCAUGCUGAUCGUAGUUUGCACUGUGUACGCUGUUCUCACCAGGAAGAUCCCAGAAGCUUUCAACGAGAGCAAACACAUUGGUUUCACCAUGUAUACCACGUGUGUGAUAUGGUUGGCUUUCGUGCCGCUGUACUUUGGAACUGGAAACAACGUCGCGCUGAGGAUCACAUCGAUGUCAGUCACCAUAAGCUUGUCCGCCUCCGUAACUAUAGUCUGUCUCUUCAGUCCUAAGUUGUACAUCAUCCUAAUACGACCGGAAAGGAACGUGCGUCAGAGUAUGAUGCCAACUAAGUACAGCACGACGAAAAGCUCGGCGGUCACGGCUACCAAUGCCUCGAGCAUGAUAGCGCCAGUCACGCUGACCGCGGCUACCUGCGAUCAGAACAAGGCUGUGAAGAAACACAUUGCCACCACUAUAGACUGCUCGACCCAAAGCGAAUAUUACGAACUGGAGAUAAAGGAUCAGAAGAACGGCAAGCCACCAGCGUCGGUCGUUUCCCGAUCGACUCAGACCACAGGUAACAACGACAAGGACUCGAGUGCUAUGAUAUCGAGCAAAGACUCGAAAGAGAACACCACCACGACAACGAAGCAAUUGAACAACAACGCGAGAAUAGGAAACGGGCCGGUGAAUCAGAGCGAGGUCCCCUUAUAGCAGCAAAUCUCCAUAGAACCGACAAUUUUGCCGGCGAUGUUGAAACCAAUUUCGAAGAGGCCCGUGGUAGUUUAAAGGGACGGGAACGCGAAACGACAUCGAUGAAACGUCUCGAUACGAAUAUUUUGUAAAUACACUGACUGAACAUGCAUCGAGAUAUCGCAUACGUUGAUAAAUUCUCUUUUGAGGCUGCGCUUGUUAAGGCUGGACGAAGAUGCGAAAGUGAAAAGGAUAUCGUAUAAAUUGUAAACAAUAUCGAAAGUUUGUCUCGUGUGUGAACGGGUUAGAGGAGCAUAAAUGAAUUAAUAAAAUGAAAUAAAUAAAUUGUAGACUCGUGGGAAAAAAUUUUUUGUGGGGGAGAGAGAGGAGAGAUUCUUUGAAUUUUCGGAGAGGAGUUGAUUCGAUUAAUUACUACGAAUACACGAGCAACGAAAGCGUUAUGUAUGUAUGUACACCGUGCCGAGACGCAUAAUCAUCGCGACCAUGGUUAACUGUUAAGUGGCGUUUUGAAAACUGCUCUGAUUUCUUCUGUGAUCAUAGCGUAAUGCACGUAAUAACCACGUGAGAUUGCAUAAACACUAUUUUGUAUAUACACUGUCGUUUCAUAUCGUCUGUGCACGUUAACACGAGCCAUUUUGCCGAUUGUAAAUAUCGUUAGUCGAAAAUUCGUUAUUGUGUAAAAAAAGGAGAGGAGAAAGAUCACGUAUCCAAAAAAAAAAAAAAAAAAGAAAAGUAUCGUUGCCAAAUACGAUUAUAAACGUUUAAACGAUCUUCUAUUAGCAACUUUUGUAAGAAAAACAUUAAGGAACAAAAAAAAGAAAGGGAAAGAGGAGGGAAACGAUCAGUCGUUCGAUACAUCGAGAAUACCAUUCGUCGAUUGUUCUAUACACAAAUUAAAUUAAAUUUCUGUAAAUAGUUCAACGAAAUGACACACAUACACAUACACACACACAUAUACACAGAGUAAAUUACUCGAAAGGAUAACUAUAUACAAUUAUACUUAAUUCGAAGCUAAUAAUUCUCUUUAAGAAAAACAAUUCCCAAGUGUGACUAUACGAACGUAGAGUCUUAGAUAAUUAAUCUUUUCUCCUUCUUUUCGAUAUCCUCUCUGCAGACUGUAGGAAUUGCUACGCGUAGAAUUUAAAAAGAAAAAGAAAAAAAAAGAAAUAAAAAUGAAAAAACGACGCAACAACUGCGUCAAUUCAAUCAGAGAUAUAUAUUGCGAAACGUAAAUUUCUCAAUAACGUAACGUCUGUAGUCGCUCUAAGAUUUUAAUCGAACGUCAACGCUUGAUCUCUGUAUAAACGAAAGAAAGUGUAAGCGACCGAACAAUAAAAACGGUACGUUCGGUAGAUACACCAGAAAUGUACAUACGUGUUAAGAUAUACUUGUAAAUUCUUUUCGUAGUGUAGCAGUCAACGACGAACAUAUCUCAAUCUAACUCGUGUGUACGUAGCUUGUUUCCUCUUACGUUAGUUUCGCCUGAACAAACGAAAAAUGAGUAUAACGAAAGUUGCCGAUCACUUCAAGCAAUUCGUUCUGUGCCGUUUUAUAUAGCGCCGAUUGUGUGUGUAAAAGACGAUUUGUAAACGUUUUGAAUUUUUAUAGAGAAUCUCGAAAGGGAUAUUCCCCCGUGUCGAACUUUGGGUACAAAUGAGCCCAGUAUCCAUCGUUUGGCACCGAUCCCUCGUUUCUUUCAAAACAAAAAAAAGCAAAACAACACUCUGCUACAACGACAUUUGAUAAGUUGAAAGAGACAUUAACCGAGCAUCAGGAGUUGAACUAAUAAUUUCAUUCGAAAGCAAAAUUCUGAUCAAAGAAAGAAAACGUAACCGAUGUUACUCGUACGACACAGCUUUGCGAGAACGUGUGAAUGUAUUCUUUUUUUAUUUUUUAUCUCGAACGAUCGGAUUUAAUUCGAGAGUAUGUAAAUACAUUCAAAAUAUGUGAUUGUAAAUAUAGAUUGACACCGUGCUAAGUAUUAAGACGUGGAAACGAAAACCACUAGUUCGUACGGAACCAAUUUAGCCAUAAACUAAUUCUGUAAGUGUUAAGUGAACUUUGAACGCGAGAUUAAAA